Molecule: messenger RNA, 880 nt
Organism: Dreissena polymorpha
Lineage: Eukaryota; Metazoa; Mollusca; Bivalvia; Myida; Dreissenidae
Exons: 5
Coding region: 143-880 (245 amino acids)
Source: RefSeq, a predicted model, not a curated record
GUAUACCUAUUCCCCGAAAAGCGAAACUGAACGGAUUCGAUACAGUGAACUACUAUCCAGACUUCUCAAUGAUCAAUGGGAACGUGUGUGCAAGACACACGAUUCAAUUGACAUUUUGCUUCUGGCUAUAACAUGGUCGCCAAUGAAGCAGUUUGUCAAGUUACAAUAUCAGAAAACACUUAUUCUCCAUAAAGAUUGUGUCGACAAAAUACAGCAAGUAUGUGCGACAAUCGAAAGUAUUCGCUACUCAAUACACGCAGGCUCAGUGGAUGUUAGGAUGCUUAUGUUUAUACAAGAACACUUAGAUCCUUUCUGUGACUUAGUUGCACUAAUGCAUAAAGAUGGUACCAUACAAAGACAAGUGACUUCUAGGUUGAUUCAUCUACGAAUGAAAGAGGUUGAAUCUUACAAUAAGCUUUCAAAAAUAAUGAGGCGCUUUCUGACGUUGUGUCAACAGUUUCAGGUGGACACUUUGGACUUAAAGGACAUUUUAGCCAAGGACACGGACAAACUUCAACUUCUAUCGAUUUGUGAUGCAAAAGCAGCACAGACUGUUGAUGCGUCAGCGAUAUAUGAACCGUGUAUUGUGCCAUUUAAAUCCUAUCAACGUGUAAUAGAAGUAGUAGGCCGAAAUGAACAAUUCCUCGACAGCAUAGUGUUCAUGCAGAUGUGGGCAGAAUGUCAGCAGUAUCACAAACGCCCUUUCACCAUUGAUGAGAUAUUAAAUGAUGUUUGGUUUCCAACAGAGUUUAGAUGGAGGCUAUUCGGUGAGAAACUGCGAUAUGGGAAUAUUCUGGUUGACGACGUUGACAGACAAUUACCUUCUUCAUUUGAAGAACAAGAUGAGAAGCUUGAACGGGAAAUUACCGUCUUUGUUUAA